UCACACACCCGACACACGCACACCCCUUCCUCUCUCUCUCUAUAUUAUCUUUCUUUCUCUCUCUACAACUGCACACCAUCACAUUUUUUCAUGGCGCCGGAUCCAAAAAAUGGUUUCUGCUCACAGACCAAGACGUUCCACAGCCUCCGCCCACCUGUCCCUCUCCCUCCACCCACCCAACCCAUCUCCAUCACCGACUACACACUCUCUCUCCUCGUCUCUCCCACCGUUCCGCCGCCGCAAUCUACCGCAUUCCUCAUCGACGCCGCCACCGGCCGGCGCCUCAUCUACGCCGACUUCCUCCACCAAACCCAGACCCUCUCUUCCUCUCUCAAGACCCAUUUCCCCUCUCUCUCUAAAGGCCAGGUCGCCUUCAUUCUCUCUCCUCCCUCUCUCCACCUUCCGGUUCUCUACUUCUCUCUCCUCUCUCUGGGAGUUGUCAUCUCUCCCGCCAAUCCACUCGCUACCGAGUCCGAGUUGGCCCACAUGGUCGGACUCAGUAAAUCAACCAUCGCCUUUGCAACUUCGUCUGCUGCACAUAAGCUCCCGUCUCUCCCCCUCGGCACCGUCCUGGUCGACUCGGCCGAGUUCCACUCAAUGAUGACGAUUCCAACCAAAGACAGAUAUAAUCAAGACCGAGUCAAGGUGAAUCAGUCUGAUUCAGCGGCGAUUCUUUACUCGUCUGGCACAACCGGCCGAGUCAAGGGCGUGGAGUUGACUCACCGGAACUUGAUUGCUCUGAUCGCCGGUUUUUACCAUAACCGAACAGAUCGUGAUGACAGUGUGCCGGUGUCAUUGUUUACGCUGCCAUUGUUUCAUGUGUUCGGAUUCUUUAUGAUGAUCAGGGCAACGGCAUUGGGAGAGACACUGGUUCUGAUGGAGAGGUUUGAUUUCGAAGGGAUGUUGAGGGCGGUGGAGAAGUACAAGAUCACAUACAUGCCCGUGUCGCCACCACUUGUGGUGGCAAUGGCGAAGUUAGAGGUGGUGAAGAAGUACGACCUCAGCUCGCUUGUGCUGCUUGGGUGCGGUGGUGCACCACUAGGGAAGGAGGUUUCGGAGCGGUUCAAUGCUAGAUUCCCCAAUGUUGAGAUAUCUCAGGGAUAUGGUUUGACUGAGAGCGCGGGAGGGGCAACUAGGAUGAUAGGGCCUGAAGAGACUAAGAAGCAAGGAUCUGUUGGCUGCCUUGCUGAGAACAUGGAAGCCAAGAUAGUUGAUCCUGUAACCAGAGAGGCCUUGUAUCCUGGACAGAGAGGGGAACUAUGGUUACGAGGGCCUACAAUCAUGAAAGGUUAUGUUGGAGAUGAUGAAGCAACUGCUGCAACAUUGGAUUCGGAAGGCUGGUUAAAGACUGGUGAUCUCUGUUAUUUCGACUCGGAUGGGUUCCUGUACAUUGUUGAUAGGUUAAAGGAAUUGAUAAAGUAUAAGGCUUAUCAGGUUCCCCCGGUUGAGUUGGAACAUUUACUUCUAUCGAAUCGGGAAAUUGCUGAUGCAGCUGUGAUUCCAUAUCCAGAUGAGGAAGCAGGGGAGAUUCCCAUGGCCUUUAUAGUGAGAAAACCUGGGAGCAGUAUCACUGAGGCUCAAGUUAUCGAUUACAUUGCAAAACAGGUUGCACCAUACAAGAAGAUUCGACGCGUUGCAUUUAUCAACUCUAUUCCAAAAUCUCCGGCGGGAAAGAUCUUGAGAAGGGAGCUGGUCAAUCAUGCUUCUGGAGCUUCAGCAAGAUUAUGAUCCAAGGUAUAUCAGCGAAAAAAAACUUGGUAAUUGCAUAGAAUGAGAAUUCCAUAACGUCCAAUGUUAGAAAUGCCUUUGUCAUCGAUGUGUGCAAAAAUCAUAUGAAGUUCAGAUCACAAGGUGGCCUAAAAAGUCUUCAAAUGAAAUUUUAAGACAAUGGUUAGGUCUGCGACUGCUGUUCCGAAUUCCCUCCCUUCAGAUUCUUAGGUACACCCUUCCUGUAUUUAUAGAUCUGUCAUAUGUUUUGUAAAUCAUUUAUAUGAUGGCACAUUUGUGGACUGAUUGUAAAUUUUCAACACCCAGCUUGGUUUUUUAUUUACCAAGUUAAAUGAAGACUUUUGAGUUUUGACUUCU
Molecule: messenger RNA, 2085 nt
Organism: Cornus florida
Lineage: Eukaryota; Viridiplantae; Streptophyta; Magnoliopsida; Cornales; Cornaceae
Product: 4-coumarate--CoA ligase-like 9
Exons: 7
Coding region: 91-1728 (545 amino acids)
Molecular function (GO): CoA-ligase activity
Source: RefSeq, a predicted model, not a curated record